AUGACCACCUAUAGCAUACGAGUGAGAACAGGCGUGGACCAAGAUUCGGGAACAGCAAACAGAGUGUACAUAGCAAUAUACGGUGAAACAUCAGACACCGGAAUUAUUGAAUUAAAACGACCAUCUGGAUAUGACAAGCAACCUUUUCAAACAGGACAUGUCGAUGAGUUCACAUACGAAACUGUUGACAUUGGAAACAUAACAAUGGUCAUGCUGUAUCAUUUUGGUACUUAUCUUUAUGACAUGUGGUACCUGGAGGAUGUAGCAGUUCAAACGUCUGAGUCUAACCAAUCCACGACAUUUGUUGUCAAAAGCUGGAUCAGAAAUGAGGUUGCUGACUCUCAGCUUGGUGUAUCUCUACCUGCAAAAGGAAGCGUACAACCAUACUAUGUAAACAAACGAAGCUGCUCGGAGAACAUGUUCCAGUGCUUGGACGGUUAUUGCAUCCCAAAAAGCUUGUACUGCGACCAUUCAGUACACUGUCAUGGUCCUUUCCACGAAGAUGAACCUUUAAUCUGCUCACCAAGAAAUUUACGAAGGUCUUGUCUGGAAGUACUCGUUGACUCCAAUUCGAGGGAAGAUUAUUACAAUAUUUUGUUUAGGAAUAAUGAUAAGCCAUACGAAAUCCAUUGCUCAUUCCGGGAUGGUAAGUCAAGCGGUGAAGUGGUUUCAAAAAUUCACAGUAAUUUUGGAUAUUUGCAAAAUGUUACAAGUGAUUUGGAUCUUACUGCUGCAUACGACAUUGAUGACCAGGGAAUAGAUAUACUAAAACAGAAUUCAGAUUUCUGUUUACAAAGACUAGAAGUCGAGUGCAUAUUUACUUCAUCCGGUGAUCUAGGCAAAGCAGUAAAGUUCAGAGGUAACAACGGCAAAUCAUUUCAGCAGUUUACAAGUUAUUGCAAAACAGAAGAGUGCAAGUGUAAGCGUGGUAACCUAUACUGGGCUACCGUAAGGUUUGCGGAAUACCUGACAGAUGAAAUAUACAUCACUGAUAUGGACAUGCUGCCUAUAAGGAACAUCAAGUUUAGUCUCAGGAGACCUCCGCCAACAAAAUUCAGAUUUCGUCUUCAUCCUCUUGAAUGCUUUGAAAGUAUCACAUCGGAUGAAAGGCUUACAUGUAACAGCGGUGAACAAUACGACCCAGCAUUUCACUGUGUACUCGAGUAUGAUUUGUACGGCGCACCAUCAGGGUGUCGGGACUUCUCGCAUAUAACAGACUGUGGAGAAGAAAUUAUAUGUGGUAAACCUGGGGUCUCCGAGGACGCAGUCCUUGGUACAGGAAAGAACGAGCUUCAAGACGGUACGUAUACACCAAAUUUUCCAAAAAAAGAUAUGCCUUUUAUGUUGGAGAAAAUUGCUCGUUGUAACCCAAAGUUUGUAAAGGGAAAAAAGGUAAAGGUUAAGGGAGUUUUCCCGGAAGCCCCGGAGCCCCCAAAACACGGAAAUUAG
Molecule: messenger RNA, 1449 nt
Organism: Mercenaria mercenaria
Lineage: Eukaryota; Metazoa; Mollusca; Bivalvia; Venerida; Veneridae
Exons: 11
Coding region: 1-1449 (482 amino acids)
Molecular function (GO): protein binding
Source: RefSeq, a predicted model, not a curated record